AUGCGACCUACCGCGGUCCUCCUCGCCAAGCACGACGGCGACCACUAUCACAACGCACACUUGCCGAGAGUCAUGCUCAUCACCAAGAAGAACCGCCUCGCCAUCCUCUCCUACCUCUUCAAGGAGGGCGUCAUCGUCGCCGAGAAGACGACCGGCCACACCGACCGCAACGCCCUCAUGCUCCACCCCGACAUCAUGGGCGUCUCGACCUCGUUUUGCGAGGACGGCGCGGUCAAGACGUCGCCGCAGCGCGUGCGCAACCUCGAGGUGAUCAAGCUGAUGCAGUCGCUCACCUCGAAGGAGCUCGUCACCGAGCGCUUCGCCUGGAAGCACUACUACUGGUUCCUCAAGGAUGAGGGCAUCGAGUACCUGCGCGAAUAACUCCCCAUCCCCGAGGACGUCGUUCCCAACACCCUCAAGAAGUCGACCAAGCCCGCGGCGCCGGAGGGCCGGCCGGGAGGCGACCGCGAUGGCCCGCCGCGUGGCGACCGCGAGGGCGGGUACCGCCGCGGACCGCCCGGCGGAGAUCGCGAGGGAGGCUACCGCGGCUUUGGCCGCGGCGGCGGCGCGCCGCGCCCGCCGCAGUAAGGCGCCGCAGCGGGUGGAAAGGGGGUUUGGGGUUACGAGCAUGACUCUCGCGCGCCCGCCGCCGCGCCGGGGAUUCUCUCACUAGCCCGCUGAUAGUCUACCGCCCAACGCGGGUGUCCCGCGCCCCGCCCCCGUAUUGCGAGGGAGGGGCGCGGCUGUUCGCUCGUUGGGCGGGCGGGGUCCUCGCCGCGGGCGUACAGCGUGGCGGGCGCGUGGCCUUGUCGUCACCCCCCUGCUUCCAAGUUCCAUUCCAUGGCAAUCUUUUCGUAUUUCGAUCGAUA
This is a messenger RNA of Emiliania huxleyi CCMP1516, 869 nucleotides long. RefSeq lists its product as hypothetical. Gene Ontology annotation, molecular function: structural constituent of ribosome; RNA binding. The transcript has 7 exons. NCBI's taxonomy places the organism in Eukaryota, Haptophyta, Isochrysidales, Noelaerhabdaceae. Gene Ontology annotation, cellular component: cytosolic small ribosomal subunit. Bases 1 to 381 code for a protein of 126 amino acids. The record is from RefSeq and is a predicted model, not a curated record.